AUGGCCAAACGACAGCUGACUGUGUCUAGGUUCUUACAACUUUACCAUCUAAUACACCUUCCAGAGGGCACUGCUGCCAGUAAUGAACAAGCGGCUGAAGGUGAAGAGAAUGUGGAACGGGGGAACUGGUCCUCAAAGACUGACUACUUGCUCUCGGUGAUCGGCUGCGCAGUGGGUCUGGGCAACAUCUGGAGAUUCCCAUACCUGGCUUACAAAAACGGAGGAGGUGCAUUCCUUAUUCCCUACAUUAUCAUGUUGGCAAUUGCGGGAAUGCCAUUGUUUUUCUUGGAGUCUUCUUUAGGGCAGUUUGCCAGCCUCGGGCCCGUGGCAGUAUGGAAAGCCGUGCCAAUAUUACAAGGUGUGGGCAUAAGUAUGGUAGUACAAGGAUCAAUCACAAACUUUUCCUACUCCUGCAUCCUCGCCUACAGUCUGUACUACCUGUUUGCUUCCUUCCAAUCACCCCUGCCGUGGGCAGACUGCUUCAGUUGGUGGGGAGCAGAUGAAACAUGCAGCAGGACUCCCAAAGAUCCACUCUGCAAUCUCACUCUGGAUGAUGGAUAUUUUAAAAUCGUUAGUACAACAUGGCUACAGGCAAAAAACGAAAUUUGUCCAAAUGGAUCAGAAAUCUCCGUUCCUUUUGAGAGUCCAAGUGAGCAAUACUGGAAUAAAGUGGUUUUACAGCGUUCCAGUUCAAUUGAAGAGACUGGGGACAUAGUCUGGUAUUUAGCUCUCUGUCUGCUUCUGGCCUGGCUGAUGGUUGUAGCAGCGUUAUUUAGAGGAAUCAAAUCAUCAGGAAAGGUGGUUUAUUUCACUGUGACGUUGCCUUACCUGUUUCUGACCAUACUCCUGAUCCGAGGGGUUACCCUGGAGGGAGCCUAUAAAGGAAUUGAAUUCUACAUCGGAAGCCAAUCAGACUUGUCCAAACUGGCUGAUGCAGGGGUCUGGAAAGAUGCUGCAGUGCAAAUUUUCUACUCUUGUUCAGUGGGUUCUGGCCUCUUAAUAACGCUGUCUUCGUACAACAAAUUCCACAACGACUGUUACCGAGAUACCAUCAUUGUCUGUAUUGUUAAUUGUGCUACAAGUUUGUUUGCUGGGUUUGUCAUCUUCUCCACUCUUGGGCACAUAGCUCACGUCCAAAACAAGACUUUAACAGAGGUUGCGCAGUCAGAUUACGGUUUUGUUUUCACUGUCUAUCCAGAGGCUGUUUCACAGUUGCCAUGGGCACCUUUAUGGUCUAUUUUAUUUUUCACCUUGCUGCUCAUGCUGGGAAUCGACAGUCUGUUUGCAUUUUUAGAAAAACUCCUAACAUGUCUGCUGGACAGGUUUCCGAAAUACCUACGACCAAAGCGUUUUAGUCUGACAAUUGGCACUUGCGUGUUAAUUUAUUUGUUUGGCCUUGUGAGUGUAACAGAGGCUGGAAUUUACUGGAUAAACUUAAUUGAUCAUUUCAGUAUUGGAUGGCUCCCCAUUAUAACAACACUGCAGGAACUCAUCGCUGUAAGCAGUAUUUAUGGAAUAAAUAGAUUCAUCAAGGACAUUGAGAUGAUGAUUGGGGCAAGGUCUUGGUCCUUCUGGCUGUGGUGGAAACUCUGUUGGUUUUUUAUCUCUCCAUUCGUACUAACAAUAACCUUCUUCUGGUCCUUAAUGACGUUUAUCCCACCAAAAUACGGAUCUGUUCAAUAUCCUGUCUGGGCAAUAGCACUUGGCUGGUGUCUGAUCAUUUUCUCUGUUAUAUGGGUCCCCAUUAUGGCUGUAGUGAGAAUUAUUAAAGCUAAUGGCUCCAGCUUGUACCAGAAAUUUUCUGCCGCUUGCGCAUCAACCCCUGACUGGGGUCCGUACUUGGAACAACACAGAGGGGAACGAUACAGAAAAAGACCCGUUUCGUCAGAAGCCCAGAACAGCGUGGAAAGUGUCUCUUUGUGAAAUUUUAAAGGAAAACGUAUUCUUAAUUUGUGAUCAUUUGUAAAACCCACUUCUAUU
Rhincodon typus (whale shark) is the source of this 1980-nucleotide messenger RNA. Its product is annotated as sodium- and chloride-dependent neutral and basic amino acid transporter B(0+)-like. The coding region runs from base 1 to 1923 and encodes 640 amino acids. Lineage: Eukaryota; Metazoa; Chordata; Chondrichthyes; Orectolobiformes; Rhincodontidae. Gene Ontology annotation, cellular component: membrane. The record is from RefSeq and is a predicted model, not a curated record. Gene Ontology annotation, molecular function: L-proline transmembrane transporter activity. Gene Ontology annotation, biological process: sodium ion transmembrane transport. The transcript is spliced from 14 exons.